This is a messenger RNA of Cylicocyclus nassatus, 907 nucleotides long. The record is from the annotation of a GenBank genome assembly. NCBI's taxonomy places the organism in Eukaryota, Metazoa, Nematoda, Chromadorea, Rhabditida, Strongylidae.
AUGGCUGCAUUAGACUUACGGGUAGAUCAAAGAGUUCUAGAAGCUAAGGAAAAUGUGGCAGAAGAUCCGCAGUUUAGCAUAUUAAGAGUAUUUGAGUUGAUUAAGUUUGAGAAUUAUAGUCAUUACUGCGCCAAACACGAAAGUUUACUCAAAGAAGAACUGGAGCUCAUCCAGAAAGGUAUGGAAACCGCAGUUAAGCUUUGUGACUGGUACAGGGAACGGCUAUCUUCACUUGACAAGCGAAAACGCCUUCUGGGACAGGGAAUGGUGGCUCUGGAAGUUGCUGUGCAUGAACAAAAGCUUGACUUUCUGCGAGCUCAUAUCACCGAGCUGAAUAGGCGCAUGAUUUCUUUGAUGGAAAGCCGUGAACGUGGAUUUCCUACUCAUGUAAAUUUACAGAAAAACAAUCUUCCACAAUCGCAUGACGAUCACCUCGCUUGGCUUCAUCGUCAAAAUCUUUUGCUCAACCAGGAGCUCGGUGAUAAGACAAAAUUGCUGGAAGAUCUCAAGAAAGAGAAGGAAAACACUAGCAACAACAGCUCAGAUCGUUCCGUCAGCGUACAACGCAUACAACCAUCGAGACCUGCUCCAUCUCACCAGAGGCCAUCAGCAUUUGUCCGACCAGCAUUUCAUUACCAGCAGAUGCAAAACGUAGCUGCAUCGCCUGUCAAAACCUAUGAUACCCUCAUGUGAACAGAAUUGUCAUACUAAUCAUACUGUAACUGACUCCUAAUCUCAGCAAUGAUGUACACUCUACUAUAUGUUGUUUACUUUCGAUGUGCAGCUAAUAUGCUCAAACGUUCACACGUUAAUUUUAGAGCGGCACUGUAGUCAGUUUACAUGUGUAUACAUAUUUUCUCAGCAUUCAAAUUAUAUCAUGUUUUGUAAUCAAAUAAAUGUAUUAUUC